AUGACAAAUAAGUCCGAGCUGAGUAAUCGAUGGAUCGUAUGUCAGUUUAUCCUGCUGUACUUCUUCAUCCACAUUGUAAUCUACUCCUCCCACAACUAUCGCGAGACGAUAACAAAGGAGACUUUCCAGAUUACAACCCAGCAGUUCUCCUUUAUUGAAAUGAUCAGUGUGAUCAAACUAGGAGGGGCAAUAUUUUCCACGUACAUUUCCCAGAAGUAUAUUCGCCCGCUGGCAGUCACUUUAAUUUCCAGCGUUACCUUCAUAGCAACGCUGUGCAUUCUCAUUAAAAAGAUGUUUGCAAACCAGUAUGCAAACCUGCUCAUUGGAUGUCUGCACAUAAUGUCAGACUCGUCGAUUCUUCCAACAAUCGACGCCGCCUGCCUCGCCCUCCUCAACGAAAGAAACAUUAGCUACGAGUUCGGCAAAAUUCGGGUGUUCAGCACGGCCGGGCACAGCAUAACAUAUCUGAUUAACACUUUCAUACAGAGAAUAUACCAGGACAAAAAAAUCAGCCCAAGUGUGCUUAUAAACACUUCCUUUUUCGGGGGCAUUUUUAUUCUGUGCUUGGCUGUCUCUUUGCUUACGCUCCCGUAUAAAGAGGCGCCCGUCGCAGAGAAGCCCAGCAGCACAGGCGAGAAGAAGAGCCUAUCAUGGAUGGCUCGCUCCGCCUACAGAAAUGUUUUGUUUGUUCUUGGCGUGUUCAACACCAACUACACCAUUCUUAUUCUGUGUGCGCUCGGAAGUGGAAUAUCCCGAUCGUCUCUGCAGUCGUACUUGAGCGAGUAUCUCAUAGAAACGGGGUCUAUCCGGGGAGACCAAGGAUACAUAUACUUCGUGCGCACAGUUUUCGAGCUGUUUGUGUGGAGCAUUGUUAUUUGGGUGGGCGACAGAGUGUCGCUAGAGGGCCUGCUUCCCUUAGGGAUCAGCCUGGGCGCGCUCAGAUCGCUGACAUACGCACACAUGUCCCCAGCCUCAAAAGCUAGAAACAUAGUUCCAUAUAUUGCAGAACUUUUUAAGUCGGCAUACUCCGCGCUGUUCAUAUACGUGUCAAUAAGGCUUGCCCACAAGUACGCACCUGAAAGCAAAAAAACCAUCGCUCAGGGCAUGCUCACGGGCAUGUACAGCGGGCUGUCGCCCUCUUUGGCAGGAAUCAUCAGCUACCAUGUGUUUUCAAACACAGCCCACAGCGACGUCGAGAACAAAAAGUAUUUGUUUAAAAUUGCAGGGUGUUUGGGAAUGACAGCUGCAGGCCUUUCAUGCGUAUUGUACGCUAAGAAAAACAGAAAGUCGGCAUGCCUACGCGCAGCCGUGUGCGAUAAAUAUUAA
This is a messenger RNA of Nematocida major, 1326 nucleotides long. RefSeq lists its product as uncharacterized. Lineage: Eukaryota; Fungi; Microsporidia. The coding region runs from base 1 to 1326 and encodes 441 amino acids. The record is from RefSeq and is a predicted model, not a curated record. The transcript has a single exon.